CAUUUUUUUCAAAACGAACAAGAAGGUAGAAAAAAAUGUCUGGAGAAAAAGUUAGCAAUGAGUCGAUAACUGAUCAUGAAAAAAACUAUAAAGUAAUGAUUUAUCAUUUGUACGAUCAAGCUAUAACGAGUUUUGAAAAAUGAUUUAUCUAUGAUGCAUUGUACCAAAAUAUGUAUUACGUGGAUCCUAAUAAUUUUUCUACUUUAGAGAAUGCUUCUCAUUCUAUUUUGAGAAUAGAUAAACUCAGUUCUGACUAGAUUCGACCCAAUAAUUAACGCUGGAAACAUCUAUUCUGAAUUACAAGAUUAUGUAAAAAAAAUUGCCGGUUAUAAAAAAUGUAGCAAUUCGAGAUAUCACUACAAAAGAAAUGACUGCAUCAGAUGAAGAACAAGAAAAUGAAACUUAUGAUGUACUCGUAAAUGAAAAUAAUUUAAGCCAAACAAAAAUGUUGACAUGUAAAACGUCCUGUAAGAAUUGUAUUUUAUGCUGCUUUAAAGUUUUACGUUUUACAGCCAUAUAGAUUAUAUAUGUCAGCUCAUUGUAAUUUAUAUUUAUUUUAAUUCAAACUAAUAUUCUUUUAUACUUAUAGCCUAAAAUCUUGAAUUUAAUAAUAUAAGAGUUUCUUUUAUGAUAAAAAUGUAAAUUAUCGCUAGUUAUGGAACACUUACAACAGCAUUUAUUGACUAUAAUAUUUAAGGGUAAUAGAAUUUAUAAUUUUACAUUUUAUACAAUGCAAAAAUUCCAUUCGGAAUAGGUCCAUAAUCUAAUAUUACUUCAAAAAAUGUGAAGAUGAACAAUAAUUGUUUUUGUCGUGAGCUUUAAACAGUUGUGUGUGUAUUUACUGGUCUUAAUCGAAUUUUGAUCAACGUCAAUUUGACUUAUCAACUCGUAUUAAAAACAAAAAUAUUCCUGUCGACAACGAUGUCAAUAUCGUAAUAAAUGUUUAUAUAAUUAUCCGUACAGCAGUUGCGGUUCGCAUUGUUCUAACGGUAAUAAUAGUGUUACAAAAUAAUUCGAAACAAUGGAAUACACUUCGAAGUACACUAAACACGCACUAAACAAAGGCUUUCAAAACGAGUGUUUUUACACAUCGUCCUCGGGGGUCGGUUGUCAAAACGUAUUUGUGCGACCGUCAGAAUAUGUUUACCCGGACGCGUUGUUCCGGAAAAGCAAUUAAUUAUUUUAAUUGUUUCGACGUGUCGAGACGGAAACGACGACGACGACGACGAUCCAUUACGACGGCCGUACACGGGUACCAUGAUCAUGUGUCACGCGUUUCGCCUGUUCCUGGCUUGGACCGCGGUCCGGUCGAGCGGCGCGGUACGUGACGACCAACGCACGUUGACGCAGUGCGCAGUACCACACGCCCAAGAAAGUGGACGCGUGCGCCGCGGAUGAUACCACGGUCGAUCUGUUCGCCGACCGCGUGCCGCACGUGUUCCGCAAUUGCACGGUAAGGGUGGCCGCGUUCAACUGGCCGCCGAUGACCGUGCUGUCGCCGUCGGGCCGGACGAUGUUGCACGGCAUGGACGUGGGCGUGGUGCAGCUGAUGAGCCGGUUAGGCAACUUGCGGCUGGAGGUGCACGAGGUGGGUGGCAAACAGCGGUGGGGCAUCAAGUGGCCGAACGGCACGUGGAACGGCGGAUUCGGCAUGCUGAGCGCACAUCAAGCGGACGUGCUGAUCGGCGGCUCAAUCCUGACACCCGGGCGCAUCGAGAUGUUCGACUCAGUGCCGCCGCGGCAGGUGAUCCGGAUCCAGAUCUACACGCCGUUGCCGCGAAGGCUACCGUACUGGCGGAACAUGCUGCACGUGUUCUCCGGCCGGUUCUGGCUGACCGUGCUCGCCGUGUUUCUGCUCACGUCCGCAGUGCUCCGGCUGGCCGGCGCGCUCCUGCCCCGCGAGCGUCGCGCGUUCACCGACACCGGCCAUUGCCUGGUCGUCGCGUGGUCGGUGCUGUGCAGCGUGUCCGCGGGCCGGCAGCCCUCGUCCGCCUCGUCCAGAAUGGCGUUCCUGUCGUGGACCGUGUACGCGCUGCACAUCAGCGCCGUGUACACGUCCAUGCAGCUCAUCUACCUGUACAAACCCAAACACGAGCAGCCCAUGCGCACUAUCGACGACGUGCGGGCGUCCGGGCUGACGGUGUGCUGCGUGCCCACGUUCAUACCGAUCGCGCAUGCCAUGGACCCGAACAACUUUAAGCUGACCAAUUACACGCCGUGCACGGACAUGGUGGCAUCGGUGGACCGGCUGCUGCGUAGCAAGGACGUCAUCAUACUGGACCCGGAGGACCAUUUCGAGACGCUCGUCUCGGAUGCGGCCCAGAAGAAGGUCAACAAGGUGGACGAGGUGGUGAUCGUCUACAACAUCGGCAUGUACAUGCAGAAGGGCAGCCCGUACAGGCGCGUGCUGUCCAGGGCGCAAAUCGCCGCGUACGAGACGGGCCUGCACAUCAAGUGGAGGAGGGACGUGUCGCCGAUGCGGCGGCCCAAGAAAAAGACGCGAGUCAAAGUCAAGAAGCUCAACGUGGACGAGCUGCAGGGCGCGUUCAUAAUACUCAUUUGCGGACUGUGCGGCAGCGCGGUGGUGUUUUCGUUCGAACGUUUCCGCCGCGGCGAGCCCGUCCGAUGAACUGUGAUUUCGGUUAGACCGCCGUUUGUUCUUGGCAGUGGCGCCGAACUUCUAAAAUCUCACUUGGGCCAAAUAAAAAUCCAACGGUCUCAAGCACCCCAGCGGCCACAAGUCUACAUUUUUACAAAUGUGUAGAACAAUUAUUUGUGCUCACAAAUUUCAAGUAUAAGGCUUGAUUCAUACUAGUUAGACACGAACUGACAGACACCGUACCGUACCGUUCCGCAAAAUAUUUUAUUAUGUGUUUUAAUUUAGGUAAUACACAUUUGAACAUUUCCGUACUGACCCGACAGACUCCAUCCGGCAUCCCUCGCGAGAAUAAUCAAAAGUAUUACUGUCGAGUGGGUGGGUAAAACCUUAGUGAAAAUAUGUAUAGCGUUGCCGAACAUUGCAUCUGCAUGAAAAGAUUCGGCUGAAAGAGAUUACGAAAAUCAAUUGUAGCCCAAAAAUGAUUUGCGCACUGCUACUAAAAUAUUCUUUCACGUCGCACAGUGAUUCGCCAUUAAGAAAUAAAUCAAAACUACGUUUAACUAAUUGUGUACUGUUAAUCCGCAAAAAUUGUACGAAAAUCAUAUGCACAGAUAAUGCUUAGGAAAAGUUUUCACAAUUAUAUAAAUCUAUAUAUGAUUGUUGCGUUAGUUUUUUCUUUAAAUUAAUAAUCAAACAUUUUACUAGGUACGUAUUAUUGUUGAAACGGAACGAUGCAUAAAUAAUGUACAAUAUUAAUCAAGACCAUACAUCAACCGUUCUUAACUUGGGUAGAUAUCUGAUGAGGCGGAACUAG
Messenger RNA from Sipha flava (yellow sugarcane aphid), 3413 nucleotides. RefSeq lists its product as uncharacterized. The record is from RefSeq and is a predicted model, not a curated record. Gene Ontology annotation, molecular function: ligand-gated monoatomic ion channel activity. Lineage: Eukaryota; Metazoa; Arthropoda; Insecta; Hemiptera; Aphididae. Gene Ontology annotation, cellular component: membrane.